AGAAGUCCUGGUAGCCGCCUCCGUCUGGGUACCAGCCCCCUAUUACUCUGCAGGCGUGUGAAGGAAGGAGGAAACUAGCCCCGGACCCCGAGGUCGGUCUCUCGGUCCGUUGGCCCAUAGGUCGCCCCAAAAGUCGUGCUGAGGGAAGGAGCAAACUGCCUCGGAACCUUGCAGAUCCGGGUAAAGUUUCAGUUCUCCAAAGCCGGGUAUCUUGACAUCCUUCUGCCACACUGUUCAUCAAUCCCUCUGGAAGGAAUACUGACAGCAGAAGACGAGGGAAGGAGAAGAAAUUUACCUGACUUUGGUGGAGAUCAUGAAAAGAGAGCUACAGGAGACUUGGGGAGGCUGAAGAGGACUACACUACACCAUUGUAAACCCUGGCCCUAAGAAUCCUCUUCAGUCAGGUGGAACAAGACCCUCUCUGGUCCUGUCCAAAGGCUGGGACGCACUUGAGCAUGGGCCGGGCUCGGGAAGUAGGUUGGAUGGCAGCAGGACUGAUGAUUGGGGCUGGUGCCUGCUACUGUGUUUACAAACUAACCAUAGGAAGAGAUGAUAGUGACAAGUCAGAGGAGGAGGAAGAGGAAUGGGACGAUGACCAGGAGCUGGAUGAGGAGGAACCUGACCUUUGGAUUGAUUUCACAACUAUGGCUCGUCCCUGGAGUGAGGAUGGGGAUUGGACUGAACCUGGGGCCCCUGGUGGAACCGAGGACAGGCCCUCAGGUGGGGGCAAGGCCAACCGAACAUACCCAGUAAAACAGCGCCCAUUCCCCUAUGAACAUAAAAAUACUUGGAGUACUCAAAGCUUUAGAAAUUUCAGCUGUAUUCUUGACCUCUCCAGGCAUCCUUUCAUUCAGGGAAAAAUGUGGUUUGCUCAGCUCAAGGAUGCUGGGUUUUCAUUUAGCCACGAUAUCAAUAGUCAUUUGGCCAACCUCUCCAUUGUUGGAAACACGAUCCUCACUCCCCACCCUGCUAUUAAGCAGAAGGCUCUGGAUAACUUGAAUGCAAGUGUUGAAAAUCAGGGCCAGAUUAAGAUGUACGUCAAUGAAGUGUGUCGGGAGACUGUGUCACAUUGCUGCAACUCAUUUCUGCAGCAGGCCGGAUUAAAUUUGUUAAUAAGCAUGACAGUUAUUAAUAACAUGCUUGCCAAGUCCGUUUCAGACGUGAAGUUUCCUUUGAUAUCAGAGGGAAGUGAAUGUGCUGAGGUUCAGGUUUUGAAACUGUUGAUAGGUUUGUCUGAAAAGCCUGUCUUGGCAGGGGAAUUGCUGGGGGCCCAAAUGCUGCUCUCCUUCACGUCCCUCUUUAUCAGGAACGCCAACAGACAGGUUCUCCCCCAAACCCUGGCCUCUUAAAUGGCCACCUCGAACAGAAUGGAACCGAAUCCACCCAAAACCCUUCUGGUGAACACACACUCGUGUCGUUCUCAUGCAGAGAAUCUGCAGUGGAUGCCAUCGGAGAUCCAGCCUUAGCCAAUCACCACAUCAUGGGGUGAAAGUUACACUUGCUAAAUCGAGGACCACACUCUUAGGGGCCAGGCAAGGGUUCUCACAGAGCUUUGAGUGACUCCUUGGUUUUGCAGUCAGUCUGCAGGCAACGUGCAUUGUCAGUGACUCCCUUGCGGCCUUCCUCGUGUGGCAAAGGGAUCCUUUCAGCUGCCAGCUGUGGCUACAGAACAUCAUAUUAGAGCAUCGCGAGGGAUGCCUUGCCUGUGCUGGUCUCCCUGUCUAAGCUGGACCGUUUUGGGGAGACCAGACGCAUAUCGGGCUCGUGCUGAAAAUGCAUCUGUUGCUGCUUAGGUUGAAUUCUUUUUCCUUUACUCCUCCUUUGUGAGGUGAUGGAUGGUGAACCCGUUGAUCCAAAAAGUACACUGCCUUUCUCUGUGCUGUACUGACUUAACUUCACCCACCCAAGCCUAUGUUUGUAUGUAUCAUCAAUAAAGUUGUGUGCUUUGAUUGACAAAAGCAAGA
This is a messenger RNA of Nyctereutes procyonoides (raccoon dog), 1964 nucleotides long. RefSeq names its product protein ARMCX6-like. Gene Ontology annotation, cellular component: mitochondrion. The record is from RefSeq and is a predicted model, not a curated record. NCBI's taxonomy places the organism in Eukaryota, Metazoa, Chordata, Mammalia, Carnivora, Canidae. Bases 456 to 1349 code for a protein of 297 amino acids. The transcript is spliced from 4 exons.